AUGGAUUGCAGUUAUAAUGAGAAAGAGUUGCCAACGAUUGACACGUUUGACGAUUUGGUCAAAAAUUUGCGGAUUAUUUUCGAGAGCGACGACAUUGAUGUCGAUUAUGUCCAGAACCUAUUGCUUUCAUAUAAGAGUAAUCCCAUUGAAUGGAAAAAAUACGCGCAUUUCGACAAAAAUAAUCUACAUAGAUAUGCUGAGCACUUGUUUUCAGUCUGCAAACGUCUGAAUUCUGUUGGGGAGGAGUUUUCAGACCAGGCUAACAUUAAACAAACUCAAACCAAGAUAUCCGACCGACCGCUGCUCAUGGAGUUAAUCAAUAGGACACUCAUGGAGUUUGACGCGCCCUCCGAAUCACUGGCAGGCAUUCCCUCCAAGAACUUCAUUUGGUUCGACUUCGGGAGCCUAAGGCCGGCGCCCACUGACAGGGAAAGCAAACGCCGGUACGAAGACUUCAAGUGGCGGCUCCGGUACGAGCACCGGGAUGUCAACGUAUUCAUGGCCACUCUUAAUAAAGAGGACUUUAAGGACCUGUUAAGUAGGGAUGAGAAUUGGAUCCAAAUGGGAAUGGGAUCAGAUUCAUCAGACAUGAAGUCCGUUGAUUUGAUGAAUAAAAUAACACAAACACCGCAAGUGUUUCAAUACGGAGACUGUCGGCGCCAGAAGUCUAGCAAUGAGGUCUACGAGGGGUACCUCACACCAGGGUAUAAACAGUACUGGGCUAUGUAUCCCCGACACUUCAUCAAGAGUUAUUCCAUAGACCUCCGAUUCAAAGCGGAUAAGACUCGGCUCAGGGUAUGUGUCGAUCGGUUCCCAAUCGCCGAGAAUAAUGAGAAGCACUGCAAUGAGGCUCAAGAGGAUGGCGGCGAAGUGAAGUUCACGAUCACCGACCCCUGUAGGGGCAAGAGUUUUGAGUCCUGUCCCGGCAUUCACGUCACUGUCGGACUCAGCUCGCAGGCAAUCACAGCCGUCAGCGCCGGUAAUGAUUGUAAAGAUGUGAGGUGUCGAUCACCCGAUCAAAUCAAGUGGACGCUCACCCACUCGGAUGUGAGGUGUCGAUCACCCGAUCAAAUCAAGUGGACGCUCACCCACUCGGGUAUAUCGUGUAGUGGUGGCCGUACAGUAGUGGCCAACUGGACCUUUCAAAUCAUAUGUUUUGUGUUAUUUCUUACCCUAUUCUGCACUAAUGGUAAACGCAAUUAGUAUUUGGAUUAAUCGCAACAACAAUAGUAUUAAUAAAUUGAAUUUCUGUGAAUUAAUGCCAUUAUUAACAAACAUUUUAGACUAUUUUGCAUUUCUGGUGUGCCUUCACAUCUAUUUUUAC
Molecule: messenger RNA, 1324 nt
Organism: Oppiella nova
Lineage: Eukaryota; Metazoa; Arthropoda; Arachnida; Sarcoptiformes; Oppiidae
Source: the annotation of a GenBank genome assembly